This is a messenger RNA of Mus pahari (shrew mouse), 4634 nucleotides long. RefSeq names its product protocadherin beta-15-like. The record is from RefSeq and is a predicted model, not a curated record. The transcript has a single exon. Lineage: Eukaryota; Metazoa; Chordata; Mammalia; Rodentia; Muridae. Bases 978 to 3362 code for a protein of 794 amino acids. Gene Ontology annotation, cellular component: plasma membrane. Gene Ontology annotation, biological process: homophilic cell-cell adhesion. Gene Ontology annotation, molecular function: calcium ion binding.
AAUUGCUACUGAGGAAAAUGCUGUCUUGUUUAUUCAGCUUAUCAUAAAAUAAGUUAGAAUCUCAACAAAACACAAAAACAUUUACAAUAGGAAAAACUCACAAUUUUGUGUUUUAUUCUAUGAUGAAUUAGCAAAUAUUUGCUGAGCAUCUUCUCUGUCCCAAAUAUUAUUUGGAUAAUGGGGUGCAGCAGUAAUGCCAGCAAUGGGGAGUACUUACAGGUUACACAAAGGAAAUAACCCAACAUAUUCAUUUAUGCUGCAUACGAUGAAAAACACCAGAGAGAAAAAUAUGGGGUACGAGGUGCUUUCAUAUGAACUUUUCCAUAGUUGAAUAGUUGUAUACAAUUUUAAGUUGCUGACCAUGUGUAGAAUGUAUAUCAUAAACUAGAAGUAACAUGUAGAUUUUUUUCUUUAUGAAACCCAACCAACUGUAACCACAAUUUUUGUACCUAGGAGACAUAAAAUUACAAAGAAGCCCCAGAAGUAUUAACUUCACUUUACGCUGAAAGAAUUUUAAGGAAUCGCAUGGCUAUAUGUUACUAAUUUUACAAAGUGAAUGAUCAAUCAGUACUGUGUCUUUUUCUCUCUCUUAGUUUCACCUAAAGUGUCUCCAGCUUGUCUGUGUUGUUUAUUCUUGAGAUUUUUAGAAUCUAGCAUAUUAAGAAUUCUUUUUUUGUUGAACGAGAGACUGAAUAAUUAAAAUAUUUAGUGUUUAAACUUCUGACAACCAGACUGUAAAAAGAAUGGAACCAUGCAGCGGUCUGUUGAAGAGCAUAGUCAACGCAUGGUGGCGCUGCAGGCUAAGACUUUAAAAAUGAGGACCGCGACAAGAUUUAAAAAAAAAAAAAAAAAGCUUCUUCAGAUCCCAGACCUUUGAGACUCCAGAGAAUGCUGAUAAUCUACACUUGGGAGCAGGCUAUUAACUGACAGGUCGACCACUGUCUGGAUGCCCUUGUACCCUGGGUGCAGAAGCAAAGAUGAAGAUUGGAAGGGAACACAGACAAAGGCAAGUUCUGUUGAUCUUUCUCUUGCUGGGAGUGGCUAGGGCGGGCUGGGAAUCCCGCCAUUACUUUGUGAUGGAGGAAACACCCAGCGGCACUGUUUUGGCAGAUCUAGUCCAGGACCUAGGGCUGGGAGUUGCGGAGCUAGCUGCUCGAGGAGCCCAGGUAGUCUCUGAGGAAAAGGAAUCACGCUUGCAGCUGGAUCUACAGACUGGGAAGCUAAUCUUAAAUGAAAAACUGGACCGGGAGGAGCUGUGCGGCCCCACUGAGCCCUGUGUCACUCAUUUCCAAGUGUUACUGAAAAAACCACUGGAAAUCUUUCAAGCUGAGCUACAAGUAGGAGACAUUAAUGAUCAUUCUCCUGAGUUUCCUGAAAGAGAAAUGGCCGUGAAAAUCAUAGAGAAUAGCCCUGUUGGCACUGCAUUUCUACUCAAAACCGCUCAGGAUUUGGAUGUGGGAAAUAACAGCAUUCAGAACUAUAAGAUUGGCACCAACUCUCAUUUCCAUGUUUCCAUCCACAACCGAGGUGAUGGGAGAAAAUACCCAGAGCUGGUGCUGGACAAAGAGCUUGAUCGCGAGGAGCAGGCAGUGUUCAGAUUAACUCUGACAGCGCUGGAUGGUGGUUCUCCACCCAGGACUGGCACCUCACAAAUCCGGAUUAUUGUCUUGGAUGUCAAUGACAAUGCCCCUGAGUUUGCACAGGCUUUCUACCGGGUGCAAAUUCCAGAGAACAGCCCCUCCGGUUCCGUGGUUGCUAAGGUCUCUGCUAAGGAUUUAGACAGUGGGACAAAUGGAGAGGUAUCAUACUCUCUUUUUCAUAGUUCUCAGGAAAUGAGCAGAACUUUUGAGCUAAACGCCCUGUCAGGAGAAGUUCGACUAAUUAAAACACUGGACUUUGAGACAACACCUUCAUAUGAACUAGACAUAGAGGCAACUGAUGGCGGGGGUCUUUCUGGAAAAUGCUCUGUUUCUAUUCAGGUGGUGGAUGUCAAUGAUAAUUACCCAGAACUAAUUAUAUCAUCGCUCACCAAUCCAAUCCCAGAAAAUUCACCAGAGACAGAGGUGGCUCUGUUUCGGGUUCGAGACCGAGACUCUGGAGAAAAUGGAAGGACAGUUUGUUCCAUCCAGGAUGGUGUUCCCUUUACACUGGAACCUUCCUUUGAGAACUUCUAUAGACUGAUGACAGAUGGAGCUUUGGACAGAGAGAUCAGAGCUGAGUACAACAUAACUAUUUCCGUCACCGACCUGGGCACACCCAGGCUCACAACCCAGCACACCAUAACAGUGCAGGUGUCCGAUAUCAACGACAACGCCCCCGCCUUCACUCAAACCUCCUACACUAUGUUCAUUCUCGAGAAUAACAGCCCCGCCCUGCACAUAGGCACCAUCAGCGCCACAGACUCAGACUCAGGCUCCAAUGCCCACAUCACCUACUCACUGCUGUCGGCCCAGGACCCACAGCUGUCCCUCACCUCGCUCAUCUCCCUCAAUGCUGACAACGGGCAGCUAUUCGCGCUCAGGGCGCUGGACUAUGAGGCCCUGCAGGGCUUCGAGUUCCACGUGAGUGCCACAGACCGAGGAUCACUUGCGCUCAGCAGCCAGGCGCUGGUGCGCGUGGUGGUGCUGGAUGACAAUGACAAUGCUCCCUUCGUGCUCUACCCGAUGCAGAACNCCNCUGCNCNCUGCACNGAGCUGCUGCCCAGNGCNGCNGAGCCCGGAUACCUGGUCACCAAGGUGGUGGCUGUGGAUCGCGACUCUGGCCAGAAUGCCUGGCUGUCAUUCCAGCUGCUCAAGGCCACGGAGCCCGGGUUGUUCAGCGUGUGGGCGCACAAUGGUGAGGUGCGNACCACCAGGCUGCUGAGCGAGCGCGAUGUGCCCAAGCACAGGCUGCUGCUGCUGGUCAAGGACAAUGGAGAGCCUCCACGCUCUGCCAGUGUCACACUGCACGUGGUAGUGGUGGAUGGCUUCUCCCAACCUUACCUCCCUCUGCCAGAGGUGGUGCGCGACCCCAGUCACCAGGAAGGUGAUGUGCUCACGCUGUACCUGGUCAUUGCCUUGGCGUCUGUGUCUUCUCUCUUCCUCCUGUCUGUGCUGCUGUUUGUGGGGGUGAGGCUGUGCAGGAGGGCCAGGGCGGCCUCUCUUAGUGGCUGUACUGUGCCUGAAGGACACUUUCCUGGCCACCUGGUGGAUGUCAGUGGGGCAGGGACCCUGUCUCAGAGCUACCAGUAUGAGGUGUGUCUUACAGGAGAUUCUCAGAGUAAUGAAUUCAAAUUCUUGAAGCCUGUGUUUUCUGGUAUUAUAGACCAAAACUAUGGUAGGCAACCAGAUGAUCUGUCCUUCCCAAGUGUUUUAGGCAUGUGAAACUUCACAUUUCGCUCUCUGUAUUCUUCUGUCACUUUUGCUUUUGCAUUUUCUUUUCAAAUCUGGUAGUAAUGUUUACAUGUGUUUGUUUUUCUUUUUCUCUACUAGUUUACAUAGUAUUGUUAUUGGUUUAUUAGCUUGUUAACUGUUUAAGUAUUUUUCCAAAUCUAUUGUUGCUGAACAUUUUACAUCAGGACACUUCAUGUUCCUGAUUGAAUUUGCCAUAAUCUUCUUAAAGAAUGUGUAUGUUCUGUAAUGAAUAAAAUUCUAAUUAUAAAAGUAUAUUUCCUGUCCCAGGGGAAUAAAUUAGUUUAUAGAGUGCUUAUGUGUUUGUUGGAGGCCUUAGGUUGGAUCCCUCUAUAAAUCCAGCACUUGGAGGUGGAGGCACACUAUCAGAAAUUCAAGGUCAUUGUCUACAUAGAGAAUGCAAGCUUAGCCUGGGCUAUGUGAUGAACAAUGUGGGUUAAGUCUCAAAAAUUAAAAAUAUAAUUCUGGUGUAUGAUCCCAUAGAAGAACAUAUGAUUUCUUUUAAAUAAUACUUAAUUUUAAAAUUGGAAGUCCUUAGUUUUAUUAUUUGCAUGGCUAUGACUUCAGUAGCCUCAUUUGUCUUGUCUUUGGAAGCAGUUCAUAUUCAUUAAUGUCAAGUUUCUUCCAGAUUCCCUAGUUAUGUUUUCUAUUUUCCAACACUGUAAAUAUCAUCUCAUGAAAACCAGACCUACAUCAUCCAUUCUCUCUCUUCUAAAUUAAUAUUGAAAGGGGUAAAAUUCUCUUCAUUGUCUUAAGCUGAUAGGAGCACUUGGCACUGAUGACAUAAAGUCAAUAAGCUCCAGGAAGAGUGAAGAGUAGUGUGUGUGUGUGUGUUUGCUGUUACUUGUUAUAGGGGGAAAAUCCUGACAUAAACCCCAAAUUCUGGCCUCAGAGUAGCUUCUGGUUGUAUAGAAUGCCAAUAUUCAAAUGCUUUGGAUGAUGAAAUUGCUGAUUGAUAAGAAAUUAGCAUUAUAUAGGAUUAACAUUAGUUAACUAAACAAAUUUUAGUAAGGAUGUGUUGGUGUAGUAUUGGAUGAUUUGGAGAAAUUUUUCAAAGAUGUUCAGUCCUGAUCACUAGAACCCAUGAAUAUUACUUUAUAGUGUAGAAAGAAAACUUGAACCAUAAGGUUGUUAAUAGGUAAACUUAAAAACAGGGUGUGUAUUCUAGAUCAUUUGGGUGGGUCUGAGAGAACCAGUGAAAAGAUUUAAAAGCAAAGUUGAAUCUACCCAGAGAUGUAGAACAAU